AUGCGUGUAUCAGCUCUCGUCCUCGCCGCCGCUCUGUCAAUGGUCUCGGCCAAGAAGAUCAACAUGCACUGCGAGUUCGCGGCUGACAACACUGGCAUGGUUCAAUCUGCCUACUGCUGCCGUGACAUGAAGCCCGCACGCGGUAACUCCAAGGUCAAUGAGGCCAUGGACUGUGACACCCUUACCGAGCCCCAGAUGUGUGAAGACCAGUCGCGGCCAGCCUGUUGCUACCCCAUUGGUCCCAAGAAGAUCUGUACCUCGCACGUUAUUUUCAUGGAUGCGGCGGAUAUCUAA
Messenger RNA from Penicillium brevicompactum, 294 nucleotides. RefSeq lists its product as uncharacterized. Bases 1 to 294 code for a protein of 97 amino acids. The record is from RefSeq and is a predicted model, not a curated record. NCBI's taxonomy places the organism in Eukaryota, Fungi, Ascomycota, Eurotiomycetes, Eurotiales, Aspergillaceae. The transcript has 3 exons.